Molecule: messenger RNA, 438 nt
Organism: Triticum turgidum subsp. durum (durum wheat)
Lineage: Eukaryota; Viridiplantae; Streptophyta; Magnoliopsida; Poales; Poaceae
Source: the annotation of a GenBank genome assembly
AUGACUAUUGUGCUGCUAUAUGAAGCACCCGUUGGCAUUGCAAUUUUCUCUUUUGAUGGGGACUACUUCAAUGAUCCAGCAAAGAGUUUGAAAGAAUUUGUACAAAAUGAGACGGUGCCCUCCCUAGUUGACAUAGCUAAUAAUGCUAUUGACGAUCACCUGGCCAAGAGGCUCACUGACUUGUGUGGUUAUGAGAAGAAAUUAGUUGAAGGGUGUACCGAAUGUAAAGUAAUAAUUGGUGAACAAUAUAUUGAUCACGAUUUGAUUUUUCAUGGAAUAACAUGUCUGCAUGUUGACGUUCCGGAUUGUGAGAUGAGAAUUUGCACUCAAAAGAAGCCCAUGCGUACUUUAUCGCCUAAAAGACUAUCAGAUCCUACUAAAGAUUCAACGAUAUUCUUACAUCAACUUGGCAUUACUUGCAAGCUCGACAAGCAUUAA